This is a messenger RNA of Magallana angulata, 1814 nucleotides long. Its product is annotated as calmodulin-A-like. Bases 324 to 791 code for a protein of 155 amino acids. Gene Ontology annotation, molecular function: calcium ion binding. NCBI's taxonomy places the organism in Eukaryota, Metazoa, Mollusca, Bivalvia, Ostreida, Ostreidae. Gene Ontology annotation, cellular component: myosin II complex. The record is from RefSeq and is a predicted model, not a curated record. The transcript has 6 exons.
AAUAUUUGGAAACACUGCAUGAUUACACACCGUAAAAAAAACCGUUUAUUUGACAAUAGAAAGCAAAUGGUCGGUAGCAAUUGGAUUUUUUUUUGUGUGUCCGUGUGUGCAUACAUCGACUGAAGAAAAAUAAUAGCGAUAUUGUCUCGCAUAGAAAAUAAUACAGAAAGAGAAGAAGCCCAAUGCGACACAUAAUGUGCCCAAUUUGGUAAAAAAAAUUGUUGCUUCGUUGCCAUUUCCUAUCUCUCGUCCUCGGUUGGAGAAGAAUGUCGGAGCCAAAAAGAUUCUUUAGGAGGGAAACAUAAUCAUAGUUUACCACGGACAUGGAGAAUUUAUCAGAAGAGCAAAUCGCAGAAAUGCGAGAAAUCUUCAGUCUCUUUGACAAGGACUGUGAUGGGUUUGUAGACGUACGGGAAUUGGGGAAGGUACUGAGAUCGAUGGGACUGAAUCCGACGGAAGUGGAAAUAGAGGACCUAAUAAAUCAGUACCGAGACGUGGACGAUAUUGAAGACGAAUCGGAAGAUGGCAAACUUGACUUUACGGAAGUGAUAAAAAUUUUGGCCGUCAAAACAAAGGAACCACCAGAGACAGAGGAAUAUUUGCGCGAGGCGUUUCGAGCGUUUGAUAAAGAUGGCAGUGGGAAUAUCACCUUAAUCGAGCUAAGACAAAUAAUGACAAACCACGGAGAAAAACUUUCAGAUGAAGAAGUAGCGGAAAUGAUACAGGAAGCAGACGACGGGAAGGGGGAGGUUCAUUAUGAAGAUUUCGUCAAACUUAUUCUAAGCAAGUGAACGGAAAUGGAAUCGUCUUUUUUACUAUAUAUUUUGUAUCGCAUGUUCCAUGAAGUUGAAACAUCAAUGCGAACGUUCUGAGGGAGAAGAAACACAUCUUCUUCAUUUACUAUGUAUAUUAAAGAUUGAAAAUGGAUUUGAGGUGUAAUAUACAAGCAAAACUUCCUGAGAACAUUAAUUUGUGAAUUAUUUAUUCAGCAGCAAAAUGUAUCGAUGAGACUAUUAAACAAAAAUGAUAUGAAGUACUGAGAAACGCUUUUCUGCUGAAGCUAGCUUUGCAAUGAUUUUUUUUUCAGUUUUCUUUAUCAUUGUAAUGGAAAAUAAUAAUUUCGAAAGCAGACACGCAAACCAAAUUAUGAUAUUAAUGCUUUAAAAGCUAAAUUAUAUGAAGCUGUAUCUGUGUUGGUUUGAAUUAAGGAACAGAACAUACUUGUUCUAAUUUGCUAUAAGUAUGUUUAUCUUAUAUUGUUUUUUUUCAUUCUGUACGUUUUACAUCUGAUUGGAAAUGUAUAUGGUUUCCACGACAAUUUCUGGCAUAAGUAUUGAUUGUACCAUGUUAAUAAUUUGUGAAGUAUUUUUAUUAUGCCGUUUUCAAACCGUAUGCUUUAUUCAUGAAGAUAUCAAAUAAUACCUAACACUAUUUUCAAUAACGAAGACAGUUGUCAUGCUGUAUAUGAUAUAACAAAGUUCUUCAUUAAAUCAUUAUCAAAAUCAAUCCUACUGUAUAAUCUUACAUAACUUUAAGGUGGCUGGAUGUUCAACCAAUUAGCUAUCAGAUCUUCCUUAAAUUUUAGAGAUGCUUUCUUUAACUAUAAACUAUAAUUUAGUAAAACGAAAAUCUAUAUAUUUUACAUUUUAAAAUUUGGACAUUUUCCUAUAUCAUUAUAAAGAUAUCUCUUUUUAAGGGAGAUAAAUACAGUCUCAAAAUGGCCACCGACCAUCGAGCCCUCCUUGAAAAAAAAAAACAUUUCAAGGACGUCGUGUAUUUUGUUUUUGAAAUAAAUGUUACUUUGAGAAUCAUAA